UGUACCAAAGCCCAGUUUCACAUCCUUUCUCCUUAACAGGUUCAUCUAGUGUUUAUAAGAUAAUUGCAACUUUGUGGCACUGAUCCAGACAGCACCUGUUCUGCCCAGGGUGCUCUCAACAUGCCCUGUCUGAGAUCUUCCCAGGAGUCACCCUUUAGGAAAAAUCUCCAGGAGAAGGGUCUAAGCGUGGGUGGAGGUGAAAAGUGGGAAGUGUGGUAUAGAAGGAAGGGGUCUGAACCCACUUUUAUAGCCUUGCGUUUUAGGGACCCAGUGGGGCUCUUCGGAGCUCAGGGGCUCGAAGUCAGAAGUCAGAGGCCCCGAGGUCGGGGAGCCAGCGGCCCAGGAGGCCGCUCCGGGACGCAGUGAGAGGCACUUUCCAGCAGAGGGACAGGAGGAGCCCUGGGCACCCUCGGGCACACUCUCAUAUUUCCUGUUGGCAGGGCCCGAGUUCCCAGCCCAGGUAGCGGCUACAAGGAAGGAAGGGCCUCACAGCCAAGCCAGCUUUGCGCAGGGCGCAGAGUCCUCACCCUCUGAGGCGCAGCUGAGAUGCCUCGACAGUUCCCCAAGCUGAACAUUUCAGAGGUGGAUGAGCAGGUGCGACUGCUGGCCGAAAAGGUGUUUGCUAAGGUGCUCCGGGAGGAAGACAGCAAAGAUGCCUUAUCGCUGUUCACUGUGCCCGAGGACUGCCCCAUUGGGCAGAAGGAGGCCAAAGAGCGCGAGCUGGAGAAGGAGCUGGCUGAGCAGAAGUCCGUGGAGACGGCCAAAAGAAAGAAGAGUUUCAAGAUGAUUCGAUCCCAGUCACUUUCUCUGCAAAUGCCAGCCCAGCAAGACUGGAAGGGUCCACCAUCAUCCACCCCUGCCAUGUCGCCCCCAACGCCAGUCCCCGCAGGAGCGGCUUCCCAGGCAGCUCCUGGGUCAUUUGCUAUGCCUGAGUUUCAGCGCGUCACCAUCAGUGGAGAUUACUGUGCUGGGAUCACUGUAGAGGAUUAUGAGCAGGCUGCCAAGAGCCUGGCCAAGGCCCUGAUGAUUCGGGAGAAGUAUUCGAGGCUUGCCUACCACCGCUUCCCAAGGACCACUGCCCAGUACCUGUGCCCUCAGAGGGCUGAGAAGUGGGGCCCUGGGGAUGAGGUAUUUCCAGAUUUCCACCCACCCCCAGAGCCACAUGAAAAUCCCUAUUGUCUGGACAACACCCCCCCAAACCUGGGCUACGUGCUCAGGAUGCAGGGUGGUAUCAUUUUUGUGUAUGACAAUGAAGAGAUGCUGAAACACAAUGAGCCCAGAAGCCUGCCAUACCCUGACCUGGAGACCUACACGGUGGACCUCAGUCACAUCCUGGCCCUCAUCACAGAUGGUCCGACGAAAACAUACUGUCACCGGCGACUUAACUUUUUGGAAUCCAAAUUCAGCCUACAUGAGAUGUUGAAUGAAAUGUCUGAGUUCAAAGAAUUGAAGAGUAACCCCCACCGAGACUUCUAUAAUGUGAGAAAGGUGGACACUCACAUCCAUGCCGCAGCCUGCAUGAACCAGAAACACCUGCUACGUUUCAUCAAGCACACAUACCAGACAGAGCCCGACAGGAUUGUCACUGAGAAGAGGGGCAAGAAGAUCACGCUCAGGCAGGUGUUUGAUGGUCUUCACAUGGACCCCUACGACCUCACCGUGGACUCCCUGGAUGUCCAUGCGGGCCGGCAGACCUUCCAUAGGUUUGACAAAUUCAAUUCCAAGUACAACCCAGUGGGAGCCAGCGAGCUUCGGGACCUGUACUUGAAAACUGAAAACUACUUAGGUGGAGAAUACUUUGCACGGAUGGUCAAGGAAGUGGCUCGGGAACUGGAAGAGAGCAAAUACCAGUACACAGAACCCCGCCUUUCCAUCUAUGGGCGCUCCCCCCUGGAAUGGCUCAACCUGGCCAGGUGGUUCAUUAAUCACAAGGUCUACUCCCCAAAUAUGCGCUGGAUCAUCCAGGUCCCCAGAAUCUAUGACAUAUUUAGAUCCAAAAAGCUGCUUCCAAGCUUUGGGAAGAUGCUGGAGAACAUCUUCUUGCCUCUUUUUGAAGCCACGAUCAACCCCAGGGAUCACAAAGAACUUCACCUCUUCCUCAAAUACGUGACAGGCUUUGACAGUGUGGAUGAUGAGUCCAAACAUAGUGACCACAUGUUCUCUGACAAGAGCCCUAACCCAGACAUCUGGACCAGCGAGCAGAACCCGCCCUACAGCUACUACCUGUACUACAUGUACGCCAACAUCAUGGUGCUCAACAAUCUCCGCAGAGAGCGGGGAAUGAGCACCUUCUUGUUCCGGCCUCACUGCGGGGAGGCCGGUUCCAUCACUCACCUGGUAUCUGCCUUCCUGACUGCCGACAAUAUCUCCCACGGACUGCUGCUCAAGAAGAGUCCAGUCUUGCAGUACCUCUAUUACCUUGCCCAGAUCCCCAUCGCCAUGUCUCCCCUCAGCAACAACAGCUUGUUCCUAGAAUAUUCCAAAAACCCAUUGCGAGAGUUUCUGCACAAGGGUCUCCACGUCUCCCUCUCCACUGAUGACCCCAUGCAGUUCCAUUAUACCAAGGAAGCCCUCAUGGAAGAAUAUGCAAUCGCAGCCCAAGUGUGGAAGCUCAGUACAUGUGACCUGUGUGAGAUCGCUCGGAACAGUGUGCUCCAGAGCGGGCUGUCCCACAAGGAAAAGCAAAAAUUUUUGGGGCCCAAUUAUUAUAAAGAAGGACCUGAAGGAAACGAUAUUCGAAAGACAAAUGUUGCCCAGAUCCGGAUGGCUUUUAGAUAUGAGACUUUAUGCAAUGAGCUGAGCUUUCUGUCUGAUGCCAUGAAAUCAGAAGAGAUUACAGCUUUGUUUAAGUAGGUUCAGUGUUGGGAUAUGCCCCUGGAAAAUGCUGGUCUCAACCUUGCCUGUUGUGGUGGAUGCUGGUCAAGGGGAGCCUGCUCAGGACCAAACAGGGCCUCCCUGGAAGUGAAGGCUCAGGAUGCUGCUCAGGGGCCUCUCACUUUGACCUCCAUUCUCCUCAUUCUAGCAUACCUGGACCCAAGGUGCCAAGACAUUGCACUGUCUGGGUGCAGUGGGGCCUGGGGACUGCCUUGGGGAGCUGGCUUGGUUUGUACUUUUUUCUUAGUUUUCCAGACCCUUCUAAGAAGACUGCCAGUACUUGCAUGAAAGGGAUUGUACUUUCCACUGUCAGAGGCCAUACUGUAUUGCCAAUCAGCUCUCUGGCCCUAAAUGGCGGGUGGAAUAAGAUACAGCCAGUAAGUUUUGACUAAGUUUUGCUUUCUUUUUUAAAAAGUAUUUUUACUAAUCACUUUUGUUCAGAUUUCCUUCACCAUUAUAAGCAUUCAUGCACAGGAUCACAGAAUAGAACAGGAAUGUGCUGUAGGGAUGAUCUAGUCCAACCCUCUCAUCUGACAGAUGAGGAAGCUGAGGACUAGAAGAGGUAAGGACUUGCCGAAGGUCACAACAUGGAGCCCAGUCAACAAAACAGUCCUUGCAGGACACCAUACUGCCUCCAUGAAUUAUGUGGGCUUGCUUUCUGAAAGCCCCUUUUCACCGAAGUCUCUGAGAGGCUUGAAACAGAAAGCUUGGUCCCACUUAGGAAAACAAAGGGAGGUACAGGGACCUAACCCUGGAGCUAAAGGGAACCUGGGAGGUCAGGGAGAGGCAGUGGCCUGGCCAAAGUCACGCAGCGAGUGCUUGUAAGUCAGCAUUGGGACCUUCCUCUAUGACAUACCGCCCCACUCUCCAGUAUUACUUUUGUUUUCUGUAAUUCAUAUCUCAGAAAUAACCAGGAUCCUCGGUCUUUUUUUUCCCCCUCUUUUUAAAGAAUGAAGACCUGGGUUUAUCAUCUCCCUAAACAACAUAGGAAAUAUUUCCCUUCCACAUAACCAGAGAUCUUCAGCUGGUGACCUCAGUGAUUAGACAAGGAGGGACAAUUAAGUGGACUAGUAAAAGAUAGUAAAGUGAUUCUUAGAAUAGAGAUCUGAAUUUAAACUCUCCCAAUUUAUUCCCUGCCAAUGUUUGAAUGUCAUGUGCAUAUGGUAACUAGAAAGCUGCUGGAGCUUACUAGUAAGCUCCCAUGUAUUUCUGUAGGCACACACAGACCCAGAGAAGCUGUUACAGAUUUAGUGGAACCUAUGCUUGUGUGCAAAAAUGGUUAAUAGACUUCAGAUCCUUCUUGUUACUUUCUCUAGCCACAGAAAUAUGGGGGCUGUUGGUUUUUGCAACAAAAUAAUUUUUUGAGUCAAAACUCCUUGCCCACUUUGGCAUGUAACUUUCUUAGAAAAGCCCCAAUUGUAUUCAUUUGCACUAAUGUAUAUAACUAUUGUACAGUGUGAUUUUAGAUGUUUAGAGGCACCCUGUUUAAAAGAAAUGGAAUUAAAGUUUGUUGAGACAAUUGCUCAAUCAUGUGAA
This is a messenger RNA of Phascolarctos cinereus (koala), 4410 nucleotides long. RefSeq names its product adenosine monophosphate deaminase 3 (gene AMPD3). Gene Ontology annotation, cellular component: cytosol. Gene Ontology annotation, molecular function: AMP deaminase activity. NCBI's taxonomy places the organism in Eukaryota, Metazoa, Chordata, Mammalia, Diprotodontia, Phascolarctidae. The record is from RefSeq and is a predicted model, not a curated record. Gene Ontology annotation, biological process: AMP metabolic process; IMP salvage.